This is a messenger RNA of Neodiprion fabricii, 2061 nucleotides long. It is a transcript of the gene chinmo, whose product is annotated as zinc finger protein chinmo. The transcript is spliced from 7 exons. Gene Ontology annotation, molecular function: protein binding. Gene Ontology annotation, biological process: regulation of transcription by RNA polymerase II. Lineage: Eukaryota; Metazoa; Arthropoda; Insecta; Hymenoptera; Diprionidae. Bases 13 to 1563 code for a protein of 516 amino acids. Gene Ontology annotation, cellular component: nucleus. The record is from RefSeq and is a predicted model, not a curated record.
AGUCGAGGGAGGAUGUACGCCCCUGUUGGCGGGCCCAGCAACCAACAACUACCCCUGGUCAAUCCAUGGUGGGUCCAUCCGGCAGCUGGAGGAGCAGUUGGGCACGGACAGGAUCAGGAAGAGAGGUCGUCCCUGCUUGAGGGUGGCUGCAGUGACAGGGGUGGUGGCGAGAGUCAGGGCGGGGGUGGGCCCAGGGGUGGCGUCAUGGACUCUAAUCAACAACAAUUUUGUCUGAAGUGGAACAGCUUUGGCAGCAAUUUGGCCACGGCAUUUUCGAACCUCUUCAAAAGCGAGAGUCUCACCGAUGUCACCCUCUUCUGCGAGGGUGUGACGUUCAAGGCGCACAGAUUGAUCCUGGCAGCAUGUAGCAAGCAUUUUCAAGAGUUGUUCGAGGGGAUGCCACCCUCGCCUGCGGGCUUGAUCGUCAUCCUCGACGGUACCAGCGCCCACAACAUGACUGCACUGCUCGAGUUCAUGUACAGGGGCGAGGUACACGUCUCUCAGGAAUCCCUCAGCUCCUUUCUCAAGGCUGCCGAGUGUCUCCAAGUAAAGGGUCUCUCGAUAGAGCACGAGAAAUUGGCGGUGGCUCAAAGGCACGCGGCGGAAGGCAACGGCUCGUCGGACGGCAACGGCGGGAUCGGGGGCGGCGGAAGUGGGGCGGGGGCCGGAAAUACGGGAAUCGGCGCUGCAGGCAGCGUCAGAAAGAAGUCCCCGACCCCCGUGCCUGCCCCCUCAAAUGCAACAAACUACUCCGUGCCCACUUCACACGCCACGACCCAGCACUACUACGACAGUCCGAGGAAGAGGCUCAUGAGGUCUCCGAGCGACGCCGACGCUUUGGGAAGAGCGAGCGUGCUUCGUGACGGAGCGGCGUUUCGUCCGGCGUCGGCGCCUCACCCUCUACUCCUGGACAGCAACCUGCAUUCGCAUUUUCCCCACCCGACGGACCAGCCGUCGCAUCCCCACACAGCGCCCCACACGCCGACGGAACUUGAACGAGAAUUGGAACGCGACAGAUCGGAGGAGAGAGGGAACGGUGAGCACAGAGACAACGGUGCCGAAGACCUUCGGAUAAAACAGGAACCAGGUCUAUUAACGGACAGAGAAAGGGCCGAAAGGUUAGCCGAGCGUUCAUCCGGCGAGUCUUACGGCGGCAGAGGCGGAGGCGGCGAAUCAGCCGCGUAUGGCACUCAGGGUGAUCAUCUAGGGCAGCAUCAGGGCUGCGGAAAUCUGGCACCCAUACCUCCGCCACACCCUCCAACCCCCGACCUCAGCCCAGCGCCCGCAACGCCCGCCACGUGGAAUUCAAAAAUCAACAAGGCAGGAACCGUGACGACGCCGGAUGGAAAGAAGCUCAAGUGUCCAUUCUGCGAGCGGCUCUACGGUUACGAGACGAAUCUUAGGGCACACAUACGGCAGCGUCAUCAGGGUAUAAGAGUGCCAUGUCCAUUCUGUUCGAGGACAUUUACAAGGAACAACACGGUCCGACGUCACAUCGCGAGGGAACACAAAACCGAGCUGAGUCUAAAGGCUUACCAACAAUCGAACGCGGCUACGCAGUAGCCGAUGCUCGCCGAGAAGAAGGCGGCUUUCUAAGGAGCCGAAUUACGGGGAGGAGGACGGGGGAUGGGGAUGGGGUUGAGGAUGAGGUACCGCAGACCGUUGUUGGAAAUUAAUUAUAUCACAUUAUGUUACGCCCGAUUAUUCACCCAUACGUGCAUCCAUCCAUCCAUCCAUCCAUCCAUCCACCGGCCGACGCACCCCCACCCUCCCAAUCCAAAAAACCUGUGUAAACAACCCCAAACUGUUGGACCUGCCCAAAAAAUUCACCCAACGAACGCAACGCGAAACUAUGCGUCGAGAGGAUUCGUUAAUUCGCUUAGCGUUUUUACCCUGACAAUUGAUUGUAUUCGACACGUGCGUGCACGUACGACGUGAGCGAUUGUUCGAACGCAUGCUGCUGACACGUCGCGUUACGUCGUCGAACUGUCCGAGCGAAAGAGGAGAACGGGGAUGAUACGCGAAGACGGAAGAAGACGGUGACGAGAGAAAAUUGUUGAU